AUGGCCAAAGAGAGAGCCAUAAUGCUUUAUGAUACCAUUGACACUCAUCCACAUGCCUUUUUUCAGCGUUACUUUAAAUCCAACCAUCUCAAAAGAUCCCUCUUUUUCUUAUUUAUUAUCGCCUUUGCGUCAACGCUCUUGUCUGUUUACAAAUUGCAAACUGACUCGCAACACAUUUUAGUGCCUACCGGGAUAUCACGAAGCAACUUUCGAGCAGGUUUAGAAAAAUGCAUGGCGAUAAUGAAGAAAAAACCUGAGAAUACUCCGAAAACGACACGUCAUAACCCACGAGCCGUACCUGGGACUAAGAGCGUUCUGUUAAAAAACGGAAUUAUUCUUGAUGGUGUUGGUGGUGUUGUGCAUGGUGAUUUGUUAAUGAAGAACGGUAUCAUUGAGGGAUUUGGGAGGGAGAUUGAUGAAGGAGAAGCUGAUGUUGCUAUUGACGUUCGUGGAAAAUUUAUAUCACCUGGUAUUGUCGAUAUGCAUAGUCAUGCUGGAGUCUACUCAUGGCCUUAUUUGAGAGCAUCUAUGGAUCUCAAUGAAUCGACAGACCCUGUUACACCUUUUGUUAGAACAAUUGAUGCUAUUAAUCCAAGCGACCCAGCAUUUAGAAUCAUUGCUUCUGGAGGGGUUACGACAAUGUUGAUAAUACCAGGAAGUGCUGAAGUGAUGGGCGGGGAAGGAUUCGUCAUCAAGCUACGUCCAGUCAGUACUUUGUCUGUACAGGACAUGGGCAUCCAUGCCAAUGUAGAUCCAGGCUCUGAGCGAGUAUGGAGAUGGAUGAAAAUGGCAUGUGGAGAGAACCCAAAGAACUUUUUUGGUAAUGUGGGAAAAGGCAUGCCAAAGACGCGUCUUGGUGAAGCGUGGUUAUUCAGAAAGAAUUUCGACGCGGCAACGAAGCUCAAAAUCUCACAAGAUAAUUGGUGUUUUACGGCAUCACGCCUAAACUAUAAUGAAGAAAUGAGUUCUCCUUUUCCGGAAGAUCUUCGCUAUGAGAGCUUGGUUGCUUUAUUGAGGGGUGAUGUUCGAUUGAAUGUUCAUUGUUAUGAGACUAUGGACCUCGAAGCCAUGAUUCGUCAUUCAUACGAGUUUAAUUUCAACAUCACGGCAUUCCAUCAUGCGCUUGAUGCGUAUAGAGUCCCAGAUAUAAUCAAGCGCAGUAGAAAUCAGAUUACCAUAGCCACGUUUGCCGAUCUCUGGGGAUAUAAGAAAGAAGCUUUCCAGGCGAGCACAGAGUCUCCAAAGAUUUUGGCAGAAGCAGGAAUUCCGGUUGCUUUGAAAAGUGAUCACCCAAUACUCAAUUCGCAACAUUUAGCAUUCGAAGCUGCUAAAGCUUCAUAUUAUGGUCUCAGUGAACCUCAUGCUCUUGCUGCCAUCACCUCUGUUCCUGCUAGAGCAUUGGGAAUUGACCAUCGUGUUGGAACGAUUGCCGUUGGAUAUGAUGCUGACGUUUUGGUAUGGAAUAGACAUCCACUCGCCUUGGGAGCUUAUCCGUUGGAAGUUUAUAUUGAUGGGAUUCCUCAGUUUAACACUUCUCCGUCCGUCCUAAGCGGUCCAACAGAUGAGGCGUAUACGUUCUACAAUGCCACGCGGCACUCUCCUGUGGAUAACAAGGAACGUGUUGUAUCUUCGGUAAUAAUCAAGAACAUUGGUAAAAUAUUCGUUGGCGAAGAAUCGAUCAUGGAAUCUACGCCUACUAGUUCGCUCACAAUAACCGUUAAUGAAGGCCGCAUUAUGUGUAUUGGACCAGAUUGUAGUACCACCAACACGAUUGGUUAUGACGUGGUUGAUUUGCAGGGUGGUUAUAUAUUGCCAGGCAUCAUUGCCGCUGGAUCUGUUCUUGGAUUAUCAGAAAUAGAACAAGAACGAAUAACGCAAGACGGGUAUGUCGAUUCAUUUAAGAGUCCUGAUCACCCAGAGAGAAUAAUUCGCGCAGUUGAUGGAUUAAAACUCGGCGGAAAGCAUCUUGAGAAAGCAUACAAAGCGGGUGUGCUUACUAUUAUCAGUCCUCCGAUGGCUCAUAAAGGCGUACUAGUUGGUGUGUCCGCCGCAUUUAAGAGCGCUGGCAAUAGUGUCGUUGAUGACGAGAAUGAAGUUAUUGCCAAGGCAGAAGUCGCACUACAUGCGCAAGUUGGUACCCCAUACAAAGACGAAUUGAUCACAACGGUAUCCGGUCAAAUAGCAUUCUUGCGCAAAGCCCUUUUCGAUAAUCUCGCUUUGAAAGAAUCGCUAAAUUUCUACGCGCUCGCCGCGAAAGGCGACAUACCAUUCGCAGUCUAUACGCAUAGUAAAGACGAAAUCGCAUCUCUAAUCCGUCUGAAGGAUGAAAUAGAUGGGGCAGGUGGCAAACUUCGAUUAGUUAUCGUUGGAGGUGCAGAGUCUUAUUUGCUGGCAUCUCACUUGGCCAAACGGAACAUACCGGUGGUCGUCAUUCCGGCUAGACCU
Molecule: messenger RNA, 2445 nt
Organism: Paraglomus occultum
Lineage: Eukaryota; Fungi; Glomeromycota; Glomeromycetes; Paraglomerales; Paraglomeraceae
Source: the annotation of a GenBank genome assembly